Dissoconium aciculare CBS 342.82 is the source of this 3094-nucleotide messenger RNA. Its product is annotated as POPLD-domain-containing protein. Gene Ontology annotation, cellular component: nucleolar ribonuclease P complex; ribonuclease MRP complex. The record is from RefSeq and is a predicted model, not a curated record. Gene Ontology annotation, biological process: tRNA 5'-leader removal. The transcript has 3 exons. Bases 201 to 2783 code for a protein of 860 amino acids. Lineage: Eukaryota; Fungi; Ascomycota; Dothideomycetes; Mycosphaerellales; Dissoconiaceae.
CUUGCAUAGUUGGACAGAUGUUGCGGGCUUCUUUUUUCUAGCAGGAUUAAUUGCAACGUGUAUCGCAUAUGCAGUCUUGUUAUCUUGUGUGAAUUCGGGGCAACUGGUAGAGAAGAUGUUCUGAGAAGAACCAAGCCGCAAGAUGCAACAGCGUUUUCGCGGAGAACGACGGCUCCUGAGAUUGAUUUUCUGCAUUUAAGAUGAACGACUCGUCGAAAAAGCGCAAGGUGCCCGCCGAGAAGCCUACAAAUCGAAAAGAUCAAUUAAACAAGAGGCCCAAAGUCGACCACCGAGCCAAACAACGAGAUGCCCGUACGCUCUCCACACAGGUCUCGUCGAAAGCGUUCAAAAAUGGCGAGCUUGAUGUCGACAAAUUUGUCAAGGCUCGCGAAUAUGAGAUUCGUGCGCUGGAAGAGGGUAUGUCCCGAAGCAAGUUAUCGGGUAAUAAGAGAGCCUUCCAGCAGGUGCCAAAAGAUCUACGUCGGCGCACGGCCAGUCAUAAUGUAAAACGAGUGCCCAAACGGUUACGAGUGAAAGCGAAGCGCGAGAUGCUCGAGGACAGUACACCGACAGUGACGGCACGAAGGCGGAAGCCCACAAGGCAUAUGCGAUUGCGGCUCGAGACAGUCAAAAGGUUACGCGCCCUUAAUUCUACCAAGAAAGGUAAAGCUGCGACCAAAAACAGUGAGAGCAGAGAUGCAACCACAGUGUCGGGCCAAGAAACGGGCCUAUCAGGCAAUGUAGAGAUCGCCACAAAGAACACAGUCCGAAAGCCCAGGUUGAAAAAAGCCAGCCUUGCCUCACCACCUGUAGCCAAGGCGAAAUUUAGGAAGCGACAAGUUCAUAAAUCAUGGCUUCCCACACACAUGUUUCACACAAAACGAGCACAUAUGAGCUUGCCUAGUCAGCCGUUGUGGAGGUUUGCGAUCCCGCUGAGCCCGACAAUCAAGUGUUAUCGACCGACACACCGAUCUGCUAAUGAGCGUGGCGCGAUCGCCUGGGAUACGAGCUAUUUUGCGACCAUCGGCUUGCAAGGUCAGCAGCGAAGUAUUGAUGGGCUUCUCAGAGCCAUGGGUGUUUUAGACAUGGGAGAUGAUUGCCGGAGCCGUCGGUGGCACAAAGGGACUCGAGUCUGGGAGGGAUAUUUACGUGAGCGUGAGGACCAACACAAACUUAUCGCCCCUGCUACGGUAAUAUGGGCAGUAGAAACUUCAGAUCCAAAGCAGCAGAAAGCGCGCCCGACAGAAGAGCACACUCGCAAGGUACUCCUCAGAAUCCAUCCUUCUGCGUUCAUGCAGACGUGGGAAGAAUUGCUACGUCUUUCCAAAGUGGCAAAGCCACAAGUCAAGGUCGAAGAUUUGCGAUUCGAAAUUGGCAGCAUCGAGAUCACGGGUCCCGGCGCAACCGAGACGCUUCUCGGCGCGUUGUGGCCUACAAAGACUCAUGAUGCCAGCAAAGCGACACGCACUGCGGAAGAUGUUUGGAACUCGCUCAACGGCUUGAAUAAUCCCUCAAUGUUGCCGCAGAAUGCGCUGCUAGCCUUUGACAUACAGGAUCCGCGUUUGCACCAUCCACCUCGUACCAUCAAACCACCAACAUCUAGCGAGCAUGAGCUGGACUUGUUGAACGUUCUUGCGGAAUGGCCGGUGGACGAAACACACGAGGCAGCGAAAAUUUUCGAUCGUCAAGCACGGCUGAAAGCUUCCUCAUCACUGCCGAGUCAAAAAGCCAUCAACCGUCGCCGAACUUUGGCAGUCCCUGGUCAAUAUCCAGAAAGUCUAGUAAAUGACCCAUCGAUCCCUACCUUACUAUACUGCGUUGCCGACUCUGCCAAAUCGCCCGCCAAGUGGGUUGUACUAUUACCUUGGAGGUGCGUGCUGCCUGUGUGGUACAGCAUAAUGUACUAUCCGCUAUCGAGCGGUGGACAACCGCGCUUUGGCGGUCUUCAGCAAAUUCGACAGCUCGCGUUUGAAGCUGGUCGCCCAUGGUUCCCUGCAGACUUCCCAGGGACAGCUGCGGGUAUGACAUGGGAGUCAUCAGAGCGGAAACGGCGGGAGGAUGAGUGGCGCCGAAGACCAAAGAGUAAGAGAACCAACUGGGAUGCCGUGGAUCUCGGCGAAGGACGUCGAGGUGAGAUCGGAAUUGGCUGGGCGUGCGAUUGGGAAAGAUUGGUGCUCGGUGCGCCAACGAUCAGGUCCGAUAGCAAUCCAGGCGACACCUCGCCCGAAGGUGCGACUGCUGCCGACCAGCCCAGAGAAUCAUCAACAAGCCCAAAAUUCAUCCAAGUGCCUCGAGACGACGUAAAAGGUCCCCUGCCGCUCAAUGCUCUUGCAGCAGUCAGCAUCAUCCUCACAAAUCGCGGCGUCCCUGAGACCUGCGCACGCAUAUAUCGUUUGCCGACCUCACCAUUCCAUCGCAAGCAAUGGCUAUCACUACGAACAUCCGGCGGCAAGCAACAAAACCGUGCUCGAAUAGGCAUUCCCAGGAUCGCCGACGACACUCCCCCUCACAUCGCGCAACAGCGCCUCGCACAGAGUCUGCUGGCGCCGAUCCGGCCAGGUCAAUGCGAUUAUCCGACUUGUCCCGGUGAAGAAGAUCUCAUCGGAUUCGUGACCAGCGGAAAUUUCAACCUGGGCGAAGGAAAAGGUACCGGGGUUGGGAAUAUCCUGCUAUCCAAAAUUCCUCGUGCGUUGAAGGGAGAGGCUGAGAUCGAUCGUUGGUGUGUGGUCAGGAAUGCGGGCGAGAGUAUUGGACGGCUUGCGCAGUGGACGUUUGCAUCAUGACGGCGAGAUGGACAAGACGAAAUCUUCGUGACUUGCAAACACUGCUCUGGGAUGCAAAUAUGCCGGGAUGAACGAGGGGAGCUGUCCUGUGCAUCUACAACUUCGACGUAGAAAGCGCAAUGCAUAGUGUGAAUUUCCGGUUGUCAGGACUGGUCCGUGAUUGUCGAAAUGCUGCAGAACAGACUUACCUGUCGGGCGUCGAGGACCAUCGAGGCAUGUUGAUGGUUGCUCAGCCAUUUGAGACCGCAGGAAGAUUCCGUCUACUUAAAGCGGCAAUUACCGUGUCAUUUCACAUUCGCUUGUACACCUGG